Hirsutella rhossiliensis is the source of this 1641-nucleotide messenger RNA. Its product is annotated as eukaryotic aspartyl protease domain-containing protein. Lineage: Eukaryota; Fungi; Ascomycota; Sordariomycetes; Hypocreales; Ophiocordycipitaceae. Gene Ontology annotation, molecular function: aspartic-type endopeptidase activity. Bases 1 to 1641 code for a protein of 546 amino acids. The transcript has 3 exons. Gene Ontology annotation, biological process: proteolysis. The record is from RefSeq and is a predicted model, not a curated record.
AUGGCACCACCAUGGCUGUUCGUCUUGCUAUCCGCCGCUCUAUGCGUGCAUUCGCGCCCUCAAGAUCCCAAUGCCCCUGCAGAAGCUGCAGCCGGGUCAGACGCCCUGGCUCCGAUAAUGAACCUGAAGUCUUCGGAACCGUCCCAAGCCCCCCCCGGUAAGGCCUGGGGCAUGGGGAGCUUGACAGUCCCGAUGGCUGUCAGGAGAUCGUGGAUUGGGUCCCGUCUCUUUCCCGAUAAACGACAGGCCGGCAAUGCGGGCGCCGAUCCGAACAACACAGACAACGCGGCCGGUGCCCUCGUUCUGGUCAUAGAGCGCCGCGAAACGCCGAAACUGGUGAAGCGGACCGGGGGCGCUGAAGCCUUGGACGAGAGACUGCAACCUCGCUCCGACAUUGCAUACUACACCACCCUCAAGUUUGGCAACCCUCCCCAAGCCAUCCGCGUCUUGGUAGAUACCGGGUCGUCGGAGCUUUGGAUCAACGCAGACUGCUCGACCUCGGGCUCUUCCGCCGAGCAGGCAUUUUGCACCAGCAAGGUCGGCAGGUACAACUCGAACAGCUCGAAUACAGCUUCAUCCUCGGGGGAAAAGAGCGGCAUCAGGUACGGAAGCGGCUCCGUCAACUUUACCUACUUCAUCGACGAUGUGGCGCUCGCCAACUUGCCCAACUCGCCCGCCAUGAAAGGCGUCAAGUUUGGAGUGGCCACGUCGUCGCGCAUGAUGUCGUCGGGCAUCCUGGGCAUCGCGGCCGGAAAGGGCGUCUCAACCAAGUACAAGAACUUCAUCGACCAGCUUGCCGAUCAGGGCUUGACGAGAAGCAAGUCGUACAGCAUCGGGCUCGGGCUCAAGGGCGAGAAGCAGGGAUCAAUCAUCUUCGGGGGCAUCGACUCGUCCAAGUUUGUCGGCAAGCUCAAGCCGCAGCCCAUUAUUCCACCCGCCAAGUCCCCCGAUAAAGUGCCGCGCUUCUGGGUGCGUCUUGACUCCAUCUCGCACACGGCUCCCGGCCGGGCGAGCGGCAGCAGGCUGGGCAACUCGACCAUGCCCGUCAUCCUCGACACGGGCUCGACCCUGGCGCUUCUCCCGACGAGCUUGGUCGAAGAGAUGGCGUCUGCCCUGUCGGCUGGCCCAGCGGACCAGACUGGCCUGCGCCAGGUCCCGUGCCAGAUGGCCGAGCGAGCCGGGUCGUUUGACUUUGCCUUCGACGGCGUCACCAUCAGAGUGCCAUAUAAAGAGGUCAUCAGGCAGCAACAGGUGCAGUCCAACGCAGGCAUUGCCAGCCAGUGCUACUUGGGCGUCAUGGAGAGCGACAGCCUGGCGCUGCUCGGCGACACGUUUCUGAGGUCUGCCUACGCCGUCUUUGACAUUGAUGGAAACAACGUCCUUCUGGCCCAGUACGCCAAUUGCGGCGAUACUCCCAGGACGGCCCAGUCGUCGGAGUUUGCGAACAUGUCGGGACAAUGCGGGCAACGAGACUUGGCGCCCAACACCCGCCUGGCCGAGAGCGGAGAGAACGCACAGACAGAGACAAAGGCAGAGGGCGGCAGUAAUGGGCAAAGCGCAGCCGCUGGCAGGCUGGCGGCCAACACAAAGGGGCUCGCAGCGGCCGUCGGCGCGGCCUUGGUCCUCACCUUGGGGCUAUAA